UUUAACAAAGCUAUUCGUGUGCGUGUCAUCAUCAUCGCAGGAUGGAGUUAUCCGCGUUAUUUUCGUCGCCGUUUGUGCUGUUAUUGACUACUUUGAUAGUCCUCGGAGUUCUAAGACUUCUCUUUCUAGGACAUUAUUUGUUCUCUUACUGGAAGAAAAAAGGCAUACCUUAUAUUCCGAAUUCAUUGAAGGCUAUUUUAUUUUUGUGGAAACCGUUUCUCCGUUUAACCAGCUUUGCCGAUUUCACUCUGGAUCUCUACAACUAUUAUCCGGAUACCAGAUAUUUUGGAUCAAUUGAUUUCGCUACGCCUACUGUGAUUCUACGCGAUCCCGAGCUAAUCAAAGAUGUGACGGUGAAAGAGUUUGAGCAUUUUCACGAUCAUCGCACCUUUGUGGACGAAGAAAUAGAUCCGCUGUUCGGCAAGAACAUCUUCUCCCUGCGCGGGGAUCGUUGGAGAGAAAUGCGAAAUACCUUAAGUCCGUCCUUUACUGCCAGCAAGAUGAAGUUCAUGGUUGAAUUGAUAUCAAAAUGCGCCCAUGAGUUUGUCGAUUACCUGAUCGAUCAUCCAGACCUUUGUCAUUCUAUUGAGACAAAGCAAGUCUUUAGACGAUACACCACCGACGUAAUUGCCACAGCCGCUUUCGGCAUAAGUGUCAAUUCCAUGAAGGAACAAAACAACGAGUUUUACGUGAAAGGAGUGGAAGCCACAAAGUUUUCAAGUGGAGUGCUGAGAAUGGCGAAAUUCAUAUUUAUGCGCGCAUUCCCGCGAUUCUCCAAGUCGAUCGGCAUAAGUCUCUUCGCGCCAGAUAUAUCUGAGUUUUUCAAGAGAAUUGUGAGAGAGACCAUUAAAGCUCGCGAGGAGCAAGGUAUCGUUCGACCGGAUAUGAUUCAUCUGUUGAUGCAAGCUCGGGACAAAGAAAAUCCGAGCAUCCACAAGAUGACAUUGGACGACAUUGUUUCGCAAGCUUUUAUCUUCUUCUUCGCCGGUUUUGACACGUCUUCAACGUUAAUGUGUUUCGCCGCCCAUGAAUUGGCGGUCAAUCCUGAUAUUCAAGAUCGUCUGCGUAAGGAAGUAGAAGAGCAUAGCGAUGAAAACGGUGACAUCACUUACGAUUCGUUAUCAAAGAUGACUUACAUGGACAUGGUAGUUUCCGAAACUCUCAGAAAAUAUCCACCAGCGGUUAUAACCGACAGACUUUGCACGAAGAAUUACGAAUUGCCUCCGGCAAAGCCGGGUUAUAAGAGCGUUAUUGUCGAAGCCGAUAAUGUAAUAAUGAUUCCCGUUUACGGACUGCAUCACGAUCCCGCGUAUUUCCCGAAUCCGCAGAAGUUCGAUCCUGAAAGAUUCAACGACAAAAACAAGGACAACAUAAAUCCGUACGCUUAUCUGCCUUUCGGACUCGGGCCUAGAAAAUGUAUUGGCAAUCGGUUUGCUCUCAUGGAGACAAAACUUCUACUAGCUCAUCUUUUGCAAAAAUUCACUUUCAAGACCACGGAAAAGACCGUCGAGCCUGUCGUGUUCGACAAGAACGAAUUCGCGUUACAACCUGUCGGAGGAUUCUGGAUCUCCUUGGAGAAAAGAAUAUAAAUCUUGACUUAAGAUGCGAACAGAUGUCUACUUUUUUUAUAAUGUCACAUUAAGUAAUUCUGUCCUGUGUUAUCUAAUGUCAAAUUAAGUAAUUCUAUUACGCGUUACCAAAAAAAAAAA
Messenger RNA from Pseudomyrmex gracilis, 1709 nucleotides. Its product is annotated as cytochrome P450 9e2-like. Lineage: Eukaryota; Metazoa; Arthropoda; Insecta; Hymenoptera; Formicidae. The record is from RefSeq and is a predicted model, not a curated record. The transcript has a single exon. Gene Ontology annotation, molecular function: monooxygenase activity; iron ion binding; heme binding. Bases 42 to 1589 code for a protein of 515 amino acids.